AUGUAUUCACAAGAUCAAGCAUUUGCUGAUGAAAGUUUUGAAAAUAUUCGUGCACCAGAUGAAUAUGAAUAUUUUGAAUUAACUUGUCAACAUUAUCAUUGGGAUCGAAUGGAUCCAUGUCAAUCAUUACAUCUUGAUAAAAAAUUAUGUGAUGAAGAAAUGAGUGAUAUCUUACGACAAAAAGAUUCAAUUGAAACUCGUCAAAAAAAAAUCAACGAAAAACAAAAAAAAUUAGAUGAAGAUUUAAAAAACAAAACAAUUAAUGAAACAACAGCUCCACAAAAAGCUGAAGAAAUUGCAGAUUUAAUUAUUAUACAAUCAGAUUCGAAAAUAAAACGAUUGGAUAAAGAUAAAGAAAAUGCAAUCCAUGAUCGUGAUGAAUCAGCUGGUAAUUUAGCAAGUACUACACAUCAUCAUCCAUAUGAUGCUCAUAAAAAAUGA
Messenger RNA from Rotaria sp. Silwood1, 441 nucleotides. NCBI's taxonomy places the organism in Eukaryota, Metazoa, Rotifera, Eurotatoria, Philodinida, Philodinidae. The record is from the annotation of a GenBank genome assembly.